AGGGUUUAGGCCAAGUAUAGGCCGCAACGAUCCCCAAAGUAGAGAUUCCAUUCUUCCUUUCACAAAAAUCGCACGAAAUGUCUAACUCCAUCACCUUCCUCUCAAGGAGACUCUACCGCCCGUUGCUUUCGAUCCCCAGAACGCCUUUUCAUCUUUCACAACAUUUCUGCACAAACCAUCCCUCCUCUGACCACCAAGACGACUUGAAUUUGGAAGAGCUACCCCCUGACUCGGACAUUGACGCACCUUCUACCCCUUCUUCUUCACCCGACUCAUCUUCACCGGACUCCAACAAACAAAGAGUUGUCUUUGAUCGGCUUCUCGAGAAUGGCCUCGAUGCUGGCAUUUAUAAGGCUAUAUUGGUGGGGAUGGUAGGGCAGCCUCCACUGCAGAAGAGGCUAAGAAGUGGCACGGUGGUGACUCAGCUAUCGAUGGGAACUGGUGGGAUUCGCAAUAACCGAAGGCCCUUGGAUAAUGAGGAUCCCAGGGAGUAUGCGAACAAGUGUUCCGUCCAGUGGCAUCGGGUUUCGAUCUAUCCUCAGAGAUUGGGAGAUAUCGUCAUGAAACAUGUUGUUCCCAGGUCAAUAUUAUAUGUGGAGGGAAAUCUGGAAACUAAAGUUUUCACUGAUCCAAUAACUGGUCUUGUUCGUCGAAUUAGAGAAAUUGCGAUUCGUCGAAAUGGUCGACUUGUCUUUUUGGGUCAAGGUGAUGCUGGAGAGGAGACACAAAAUCAAGCGAAAAAUGUUGGCUAUUACUGAAAUCAAAGGAAAACUUGGGCAUCCAGAAUUGGGAAGCAAUGAAGAGACUUAGAUACAUAACAUCAGCGAAGCAAAUUCGUGUUAUCUAUGUGAUUCAGUACCUUUUCUUUAUAGUUCGAGUAAUCUAGAUGGCGACCUUGGUGUUUGUCAGUUGGAUGCCAUCAUUUUAUCCCGUGGUGCUAUUAUUUUUUUAAGUUAUCUUUGAACAAAAGUAACUUCGAUUUGGAUGUACAUGACAUCUACCAUUUUUUCAAGACUAGGUCGCCUGACAAAACUGCAAGUUUCUCUCAGUUAAGUAUUUAGCUGAGCACGAGAAAUUGGCAAGAAGUUGACUGUUGAA
Molecule: messenger RNA, 1098 nt
Organism: Neltuma alba
Lineage: Eukaryota; Viridiplantae; Streptophyta; Magnoliopsida; Fabales; Fabaceae
Product: single-stranded DNA-binding protein, mitochondrial
Exons: 4
Coding region: 78-758 (226 amino acids)
Biological process (GO): positive regulation of helicase activity; mitochondrial DNA replication
Cellular component (GO): mitochondrial nucleoid
Molecular function (GO): single-stranded DNA binding
Source: RefSeq, a predicted model, not a curated record